This is a messenger RNA of Ceutorhynchus assimilis (cabbage seed weevil), 567 nucleotides long. Lineage: Eukaryota; Metazoa; Arthropoda; Insecta; Coleoptera; Curculionidae. The record is from the annotation of a GenBank genome assembly.
AUGCUGGAACAAAUAUCGAUGCCGGAACGCUACAAAACGUGGCUGGACGAAAUGUCGGAUUUGUUCGGAGGUUUGGACAUUUGCGCAUUGGAAGUCGUAGUAGGAAAAGACGGAAAAGAAUACAUAAUCGAGAUAAACGACAGCGCUCUAACUUUACUGGGCGACAGUCAAGAAGAAGAUCGCCGUCACAUCGCUGAUUUAGUAGCGUCGAGAAUGUCGGCGGUUUGUAGGCCUAGAUCGCCGCCCCCUGGCGAAGAACCGCCGCCAGUGCCGCCUCCGGUGGGUCCCAGAGGCAUUUUGAGCAGUAUCAGUAGUUUGACGCACGGCGAUGUGCCGCCCCCGACCGCCGCCACUGAGCAUCCCACUUUGGGAAGCGUCGGACGACGGGAUAGUCAAGUUUCACAGACUAGUACGGCCAGUGGCGGCGCGGGCGGCCGACUUCCGGAACCGCCUCCGCGUCCGUUCCAACGUCAGGGAAGUCAACAGUCCGCCACUGGCGGCGAAGACACCGAAGACACAAUGAAAAAUCUCAGAAAAACUUUCGCCGGAAUUUUCGGUGACAUGUAA